Messenger RNA from Notolabrus celidotus (New Zealand spotty), 1743 nucleotides. RefSeq names its product phosphate cytidylyltransferase 1, choline, beta b (gene pcyt1bb). The record is from RefSeq and is a predicted model, not a curated record. The coding region runs from base 235 to 1488 and encodes 417 amino acids. Lineage: Eukaryota; Metazoa; Chordata; Actinopteri; Labriformes; Labridae. The transcript is spliced from 10 exons. Gene Ontology annotation, molecular function: choline-phosphate cytidylyltransferase activity; phosphatidylcholine binding. Gene Ontology annotation, biological process: CDP-choline pathway.
CUUACCGUUUCUGGAGGAUGUUACUUCCUGGUCCAGUGUGUCAAAGGUCCACUUUAUUGCAGGUUGUCUUGUGUUUGUGUCUCCACAUAUUUGGUCAGUGUUCACUUCAGGAAGUCACUGGAGGAAUGGCAAAGCUACUCCCGCCCUGCAUGCUCUCAGCAGGAUGGCCACACCCCUUGCCCCAAGUCAUUGUGUCGACAGGUAUUUGCUCAAAUGAUGUCAUGGUGGUGCUAGAUGAUACUUUUUACUUUAUCAAGAGGGGGGAGAAAUGGUCAGGCAGGAGGAUGGGAUGUAUACUUACAAACCCACAGAGUGAAAGAGAUCCCAGACAGGUGCGGCAGUAUUGUCAGCAGAGAGGAGAGCAGAACGUCCAGGAUGACAAGGAAGAGACGAGGCCGGGGCACCAACGCUCAGCAGCAACAGGCCCCGCAGGGACAGAGAGGAGGCCAACGCAGGGCUCUGAGGGAGCCAGCUGCUUACGCAAAGACUACAGGCUAUGAAUCAGAUGUCCCACAUGAAAAGUUGACCAUUGCCCAAGCAAGGAAGGGAACACCAGCAAAUCGCCCAGUGCGAGUCUACGCAGAUGGCAUCUUUGAUCUUUUUCAUUCGGGCCAUGCUCGAGCUCUGAUGCAGGCCAAGAAUGUGUUCCCCAACACACACCUGAUAGUGGGAGUCUGCAGUGAUGAACUCACCCACAAGUUCAAAGGCUACACAGUGAUGGCGGAGGAUGAACGUUAUGACGCCCUGACGCACUGCCGUUACGUCGACGAGGUGGUGCGGGACGCUCCCUGGACACUUACUACAGAGUUCCUCAAGAAACAUAAGAUUGAUUUUGUGGCCCACGAUGACAUCCCGUACACUUCUGCUGGAUCACAGGACGUUUACAAACACAUUAAGGAAGCAGGGAUGUUUGUGGCCACUCAGAGGACAGAAGGCAUCUCCACAUCUGAUCUUAUCACUCGUAUCGUCCGAGACUACGACAUCUAUGUUCGACGCAACCUGCAACGAGGCUACACAGCCCGAGAACUCAAUGUUGGCUUCAUUAAUGACAAAAAGUAUCGUCUCCAGAACCAGGUGGAAAAGGUGAAAGAGACUGUUCGUACGGUGGAGGAAAAGUCCAAACACUUUGUCUACAGAGUGGAAGAGAAGAGCCAUGACCUUAUCCACAAAUGGGAAGAAAAGUCUCGAGAAUUCAUUGGAAACUUCCUCGAGCUCUUUGGACCUGAUGGAGCCUGGCAUGCAAUCCAGGAGCGGAGUGGCCGUGUGCUCCAGGCCCUGUCCCCCUACUCUUCACCCCGGGGUUCCCCGAGCAGCAGUCCCACCAGAAGACGCUCAGUUUCUCCUGACUCCUCUCAUAUGUCAGCCUCAGUUUCUGCUACAAACUCCUCAUCCCUCUCGUCUCUCUCCCCUCCAUCCUCUCCAGCUUCCCCCUCCUCCCGUAAAAAGAAGAAGCGGGCAUCUCGCAAAGCAGUCCCCACGAAAAACUGAUCACACGGAUCAUCUGCAUUCAGUUUUAUGACAGGCUAGAAUCCUGUAGAUAUUAUGUGUAAGGAGGCUUACAGCCAAUGAUACAAAUAAAAUAUGAGUAUUUUAUGACAGGUUGAGACAAGUGCAAGUGUAAUAUAUAUUAUAAUGUACAUAAUGUAUCUACACUGAAAAGCGAUGUCAGCAAUUCAGUAUAGAACAUUUAUUUAACAAAACAAUGAUAUAGAGAAAUGGGAUUAAAAUGUUGCUUGGAUGAAA